GUUUCCAUAGCAACUUGAGAAGCCCAGUAAUAGAUACAGCAGUGGCUCCGUUUCCAUGACGACCUUAGAAGCCUAGUCGGAGGCCGCGAAUGAAGGCCCGGCAGGCCGCGCGUGGAACCUGGGCGUCGCAGUAGCCAGGGGUCUGAGGUGCGGAGGGGAUGCAUCCGGGGUCGGGCUUCCCUGCUCUCGGCCGGGACGCCUCCUGCUGUCAUCGGGGCCCCGUCGACGAAGGAAGAUGGCGCCGGAUGGCGAACGAGCUGGAGCGCAGCCUCCAUUUCCUGCAGCAGCAGCACCGAGAGACCCUCGCACAGCUCCACCUGGAGGUCGACGCCCUCAAGAGAAAGAACAAGGAGCUUAAUUACAAGCUGAUCAUGCACCCGAUCCUCCAGAAAUCUCCAGAUCUUUUUCCUUCUGGAAAAUUGAUUCCUAAAGUUCCUAGAGGGUCAAAAAUAACUGAAGAAAAAUCUUUCUUCAAGGAAGAGAAAGAAAUUGAGGAUAGAAGAGAAAGUGAUGAAGCAGAAGGAGAAGAAGAAGAGGAAAGAGAAGAGGAGGGGGGGAAAGAGGCCGUGGAGACCCCUCUCAAGGAGCCCUGUGAAAGAGAGCCGGACUUUGUAGACCAUAGCAGCCCUCAUUCCCCAGCAUCCCCUCCCCCUCCUUCCCCUCCCCCCCCUUGCCCUUUGACCCAGAAGCAGCCCCCUCCUCCACUCCCAGGGGCCUCCUCCAACCCUUUCCUGGCCAACGUCCUUCCCUCCCGAAGCAGGAAGCCACCAUCUUUGGAGGAGUGUGAGGCUGUUAUCCGCCAGCUCUGGAAUGUCAACCACAUGCAGAUGCAGGAAUUGAUAUACUUGAGGUCCUGCUUGGAAGACAUUCACCGUACCAAGAGGAUCCCAGAAGACUACAUGCAGAUUUCUGGACGUUUUGGCCUCCCUCUCUCCACCUCCCUUCUUUAUGGCAAAGAAAAAAAGCCGCCAGUUCCAGGCUGAUACAGCGAUCCUAACAUCACUUCCCUCCAAUGCUAUCUGCCUCAGGCUCAAUCUUGUGCACCCAAGAGGCCAUCUAGAGGGCACCCAUGACCCUGCUGGGUAUUAUUCCUGCCCAUCUUUUCUCACCCAGUGAGCAUAUUGAGGAAGGCCAUGAGAAAGGCUGCAUCACGGGAACAGUCUUUGUGGGCCUUACGGCAGCCUAUGACACGGUGCAACAUAGAAAAAUGCUGCAUAAACUCUACCAUAUUACCCGGGACUUUGACUUUACAAAAACUGUCUAGACCCUCUUAGAAAACCGCAGCUUCUAUGUGGAGUUUCAGGGCCAGAAAAGCAGAUGGAGGAGGCAAAAGAAUGGUUUACCCCAAGGCAGCGUUCUUGCCCCGACCUUGUUUAACAUCUUCACGAACAAUCAGCCACAACCACCACUCACAAAGAGCUUUAUAUAUGCUGAUGACCUUGGCCUCACAACACAAGCGAAAGAUUUUGAAACAGUUGAAAGCCAACUCACCAAUGCCUUGAAAGACCUCUCCAGCUACUACAAAGAGAACCACCUGAAGCCUAACCCUGCCAAGACACAAGUGUGCACUUUCCACCUACGUAACCGCGAAGCCAACAGGAAACUGAAAGUUACUUGGGAAGGCCAAGAGCUCGGACACUGUUUCCAUCCUAAAUACCUUGGUGUCACCUUAGACCGAACACUAACAUAUAGGAAACUCUGCGUGAACACCAGGCACAAAGUAGCCGCACGCAACAACAUCCUGCGGAAACUGACUGGCAGCGCAUGGGGAGCAGACCCACAAGUCGUCAGAACCUCAGCCCUGGCCUUGUCUUUCUCACCGGCUGAGUGCGCCUGCCAGGCCUGUCUGGCACAAGUCUGCCCAUGCGAAGCAGGUGGACAUAGCACUGAACGAAACAUGCAGAGUCCUCACAGGAGGCCUGGAACCCACACCUGAUGACAAACUCUACAAGUUAGCUGGCAUUGCCCCUCCUGACGUGCGACGGGAAGUUGCUGCUAACGGCGAGAGAAAUAAAGUCAAACACUGUGAAAGCCCCCCACUGCAUGGCUAUCACCCUCCUCCCACCAGACUCAAAUCACGGAAGGGCUUCAUGAGAACCACCACUCCCUCCUCUGGAUGUCCCUCCAGCAGCAGCAAGGGUGUCCCUCUGGGCAGCUAAACCUGGCAAUUCCAACUGGGUGGCCCCCCACGAGGGUCUUCCUCCCGGGGCAAACCAGGAAUGGGCAACUUGGAAGUCCCUGAACAGACUCAGAAGCAGAGUGGGCAGAUCAAAAGACACUUGGCAAGGUGGCCCUACCUGGAGGAAUCCUCCACCUUGUGUGACUGUGGAGCUGAACAAACAACUCCGCAUAUGUCUGCUUGCCCACAAUGCCCUGCCUCAUGUACGGAGGAGUUGAUUAAAGCUACAGACAAUGCAGUUGCUGUUGCCCGCUUUUGGUCCAAAACUAUUUAGUUGCUUGUGAUUUCCUUUUUUUUCAUCAUUUUUAAAAUGUAUUUGUUAUGCAAUGCUUUUGACACGAAAUAAAUAAAUCUUUUCUCACCAGUCAAUGAAUGCAACUAGGAUUCAGGGUCAUGGGUAAGCACCACUUAUCUACAAGUCGUGGAUACUGACAUUGUUGGAUGAACUAACAAUCUUUGCAUGCACAUUUGAAAUGGUUAGGUCUGCAUGUCUCUGUGUAAGAUCACUUGUCUUGUUAGGUUUAUGGCCCUCAUUCAGAAUUUGCAUGUGAGGUUUAGGGGAGCUUUUGCCAAGAUGUAUGUGAUUGUAUGCCACAUAGGGACAGUUCUUUGAACUCAAAGAAGGUAUAAAAGGAAAGGAAAUCUUUUGUCCCUUGCUGUUUUGAUCCUUACCUUACUUUGAGUAGAGUACCAUUGUCCACGCUUUUCAGCUUAUGUAAUUUGCAUGCCAUGAGACCUGCCUAGGCCAUGCUGAAGAUAUAGAAGCCACCUUUUGAUUCUAUUUUGGAUUGCAUAUUUUGAUAUACCUGCAAAUAAGUAUUUACCUGUGUGAUUACUAUUCACCCAAGUGGUUAUGAGUAAACUACUUUGUUACACCAUCAAUUUGAUAUGUAAUCUUUUUUUUUUUCCUGGCAUUCUGAUUGUGUAUGAGUCCCCUCGGGGUUGAGAAAGGGUACUGUAAAUAAAUAAAUGAAUAAAUAUUUACUAUGCAUGCUAUCAGUGGGGUGCUGAUUAUUCAUAGUUAAGCUGGCUGGACUCUGCCUAUGCAUUUUUCCUUUGAAGUGUAAACUAUUCCAUUCUGUACCUGUUGUUCUUUUGUUUUUCCUAUUCUGCUUAAUGUAAUGCUUUAAGGAAGGUCAGCUAUUUAAGUAAUUUAGCUGUUUCCUCUAGUCAAAUGACUGAGCCCUUCCAUGUCUUAAGCAUUUUCAUAAUAUAACAGGUUAUAGGUUCCAGUAACUAUUGUUGUUCUAAAUUAGCUUUUGUUUAUUUUUGUGACACUUCCACUGCAGUUUAUUUUUCCAUUUAUUUGUGUGGAAGCUUGCAAACAGAGAAAGAGAAAGCUGCAGUUUGUGUGCCUUUUCUUUUUGAAAGAGCAUUUUUACCCCUCCUUUCCUUUUUUUUAAAGUCUCCCAGCUAAGAGAGAGACAGGGAAGCUGCCUAGGAAUUUAAGAGGCUAGUUUUUUGUUUUGUUUUUUUGAACUUUUAAUUUUGAUUCUGUUUGGAUUUUUGUUAGAAAGAUGGUAAAUAUGGAUGAAUUUUCCCUAAGUGAUGGAUUAGACAACAAGAACUUUCAUUAUCAGCAUGAAAAGAUUCUGAUUUAUCUAGAUGGAUUGUUCGAAGAAAGAGUGUCCAACUGAAGGAGAGACUGAAAUUUAGGAUUGGAAGAAAAAGGAUGCUUUAGGCAGCAAGCUGAUAGUAUCAUCUUUAAGACACAGACAGAUGCUUUAUGUGAAUAAAAUGACCACAACUAAAAGUAUGUUUUAAAAACACUUUGGAUAUACCUCUACAAGAAGCCUGCAGAAUUUUAUAAGGCAGCUUAUGAUAUUAAGAUUAGAUUGAAAAAGUAAUAUUUCUGAACUACUUGAAAUUUUUAAUAGGCUUGAAUUGACUGGAACAUUUCUUGGCAAUCAUCAGAAAGUUGGCUCAUUGAAGGGAUUGCUUGGUGCAUUUGCUUCAGUGUUAGAUGCAUAUGUGGAAAUUUCAUUUGAGAAGUCUUUGGCUAAGCUGAGAGAGCAUUGUAUUGAUUGGAAUGGAUCUUUACUGGUUGGAGCAUGGAGAUCAACUGAAUAAAGUUACAGGGUGACUAAUUGCCAGAGUCACAGAGGUGGAGCCUCAAAGGUCUGUCCACAAGGGCAUAUUUGUUACAACUGUAAUAAAAUAAGUUGUAUUACCCAAUAUUGUCACCUACCAAAGAAAGAUGACAUGCCAUCUGGUAGCAAUAAACAGGAAAGACAGGAAAAGAAGUUUUUUCCAAAAGAAAUCCACUGAAAACAGACAGAACCAUUGGAGUUUACUUGCUAGAAGAUCUGUUAUGACAGUGAAUGAAAGUAAAGAUAAAGAAAAUGUUUGACUUAUUGAUUCAGGAUGUGCACAGCAUGGCUCAUAUGACAAUGAAAACUUUGUUGAAGUGAAUCAAAAUGUUAAAAUUAAACUGAAAGUUGCAAAUGGAGAUUCUAUGAAAAUUAUUGGAUCAGGAGAAUGCUUUGUGAAAUGUAGUUUGCCUGAUAAAAUCUCAGAAACUGAAAUAAAUGAUGUUCUCCUAGUACCUUCUAUUGAAUGCAACAUGCUUAGUGUCAGUAUUAUAGAUAUGAAAGGUUUUGUAAUUCAUUUUGAGAAUGGACAAUGUGAUAUUUCAAAGGACAAUGUUUUGUAUGACAGAGGUUUUGAGAAGGAGUUUAAGAAUUGUGUUUCAUCUGAGCAAGCUAAUAUGGCUAAGACACAAGUUGAUGGAUAUACUCUUGAACUAUGGCACAAAUGUUUUGAUCAUAGUGAUGCAAAUGCAAUUCUUCAAUUUCAGAAGGAGAAUUUAGCUAGAAUUUUGAAAUCAGCAAUACAGAUUUUAACAUCGAAAAUAUAUGUCAUCUAAAUAGAAUAAUAGAAUCCUAGAAUCCUAGAACGGCAGAGUUGGAAGAGACCUCAUGGGCCACCCGGUCCAACCCCAUUGUGCCAAGAAGCAGGAAAUCUCGUUGAAAGCACCCCCGAGAGAUGGCCACCCAGCCUCUGCUUCAAGGCCUCCCAAGAAGGAGCCUCUCUCCACCACACUCCCCUGGGGCAGAGAGAGAGUUCCUGCUCUUUAAGCCGCUCCUCAUGGGGAUUCUUGUUCUCCAGACCCUUGAUCACUUGAGCCUCCCUCAUCCUCUGGACGCUUUCCAGCUUAGAGUCACCCUCUCCCUUCAAUUGCAGUGCCCAGAAUGGGGCACAGUGGGAUUCCAGGUCAAGUGGCCUGGCCAAGGAGGAAUAGACUUCCCUGGACCUAGACGCUAUUCCCCUCUUGAUGCAGGACAGAAUCCCGUUGGCUUUCUUAGCCGCCGCACCACAUUCCUGGCUCAUGUUCCCCUUCCUCCCCACGAGGACUCCAAGGUCUUUUUCGCACACACUGCUGUCAAGCCAGGCAUCGCCCCCCAUUCUGUGUCUUUGAUUUCCAUUUUUUCUGCCGAAGUGAAGUAUCCUGCAUUUGUCCCUGUUGAACUUCAUUUUGUGAGUUUCGGCCAAUCAUCUCUCUAGUCUGUCAAGAUCGUUUUGGAUUCUGCUCCUGUCUUCUGGAGUGUUGGCUCUCCCUCCCAGUUUGGUCCCCUCUGCAAACUGGAUGAUCGUGCCUUCUGACCCUUCGUCUAAGUCCUUAAUCAAGAUCCUGAACAGAACCGGGCCCAUAACCCUGCGGAUGGCACUCCACUCGUCACUUCUUUCCAUGAUGAAGACGACGCAUGGGUGAGAAUCGCCCUUUGGGUUCGUUCGCUUAGCCAAUGACAGAUCCACCUCACCGUAGUUUUGUCUAGCCCACAUUUUACUAGUUUCCUUGCCAGAAGGUCGUGGGGGACUUUGUCGAAGGCCCUGGGGACUUGAUUUUGUUUGGAGUGGCCAGGUAUUCCUGGAUUACUGUUUGGGGUUGGAUUUCCCCUAAUCCUUCGUCCAGGAUGGCCUCCUUUUUGUGAGAAGAAUUCCUUUGAAUAUAGAAACUGUUAUCUUGGACACUGAAUAUUUUUACUACAGUUGACAUUGGCCCAAGAUUCUACGCAACUCCAGGAAGAAUAUGGUCUUGUUUGGCUCUUUUUGUCUGUUAUUUACUUUUGAUAUAGUAUACUUUGUGAGAGCAUGACUUGGAUAUUGUACCUUUGUUUAUGAUAUCCUGAAAGCAAUUUUGUUAUAUGCAAUAUAGUUUGAAAAGAAUUACUUUAAUAUAGAGUUGUAGAAACCUGAAUUGUAUUACAUUUCUUGGGAUUGUUACAAGAGUGUAUAUAUACAUACAUUAUUUUUCUGUAUUAUUAUAGAUAUUUGUGCAUUAUCAGCUUACUGGCUCAAUAAAACCCCUGGUCAAGUUCUUAUCAA
Anolis carolinensis (green anole) is the source of this 6505-nucleotide messenger RNA. Its product is annotated as coiled-coil domain-containing protein 74B-like. Lineage: Eukaryota; Metazoa; Chordata; Lepidosauria; Squamata; Anolidae. The transcript has 7 exons. Bases 159 to 983 code for a protein of 274 amino acids. The record is from RefSeq and is a predicted model, not a curated record.